Molecule: messenger RNA, 606 nt
Organism: Canariomyces notabilis
Lineage: Eukaryota; Fungi; Ascomycota; Sordariomycetes; Sordariales; Chaetomiaceae
Exons: 1
Coding region: 191-556 (121 amino acids)
Source: RefSeq, a predicted model, not a curated record
UGAGUUCAAGUGCCAUGGGGAAGCGGAAUUGGCUUCCGUCUUAUUGCCGUUUGCGACAAUUGUCUUCCCUUUCCAGACCGACCGGUCGAGGGUACAGUACAUAAGGUACUCCGUACAGACGGCGCAACCUGAAGAUCAGGAAUGCGCCGUGUACUGUACUCCGUACAGCACAUACAUACCAAAACGAGAAAUGAGCGAGGGCUGGGUAGCGUCGCUUUCUGCCUUGUCAAUGGCUUCCAAUUGCAGCUCUUGUAUCAAGAAGGGCCGCGAUUGUGUAGGACUGCUUCUUCCCAUUCGAGAGACAAGAAGGCCAGACAAGGCCGGACUAGCAGGUGGUGCCAGCGCUGGCCGCCGUCGUAGUGGAUUUCGACGCAAGCGCUGUGUUGGCCGUGCGAAAACGGGGUUCCACCGCCUCCAACGUUCAGCGCAAGGAGACAGAAUUGCGAUGAGAGUUAAGCGCACGAAGCGCAAAGUAAAUUAUGGUCUAUAUGUGGCCGUCAAUAGGAGUAUUGGUCAUAAAUUCCCUUUCAUGCCGUCCAAAUGCCUUGGUAGGUAAGGUAUUCCCUUGGGAUCGAGUUGCGGGUUUUGCGCCCCGGCACAGUGUCA